AGUGAAAUUAGGGAUAAUCAGAGCGAUCGUGGGAAGGUGAGCAAUCGGAAGAACACUGUAUAGAGAGAAGCAAGCAAUGGGCGGAGGUAAUGGCCAGAAGUCGAAGAUGGCUCGUGCUAAGCACUUGGAGAAGACGAAGGCCCCCAAGGGAAGUCAGCUUGAAUCCAACAAGAAAGCUAUGAAUAUCCAGUGCAGAGUAUGCAUGCAGACGUUCAUUUGCACCACUUCGGAGGCGAAGUGCAAGGAACACGCUGAGGCCAAACACCCCAAAGCCGAUCUCUACACGUGCUUCUCUCAUCUCAAGGAAUAAUAUGAUGCCAACCUGCGCUGCGCCUAACUUCCUUUCUGUUCUCUCAAUGUGAUAAAAGCUGCUGCUGCUGUUGUUGGGAAUGUUAAAUACUAGGGAGAUAUAACACUUAGCCCCAACGUCAAUGUGGGAUGUGCCUAUAUAAUAUAAUAUAUAUAUAUAUAUUGUCUGUGAACUUGUCGGUGAUAUAUAUAUGGGUGGUUGCUGAAAUGGUUUGCACAUUUUAUAAACUUUCUUUGUAAA
This is a messenger RNA of Diospyros lotus (date-plum), 550 nucleotides long. RefSeq lists its product as uncharacterized. NCBI's taxonomy places the organism in Eukaryota, Viridiplantae, Streptophyta, Magnoliopsida, Ericales, Ebenaceae. The record is from RefSeq and is a predicted model, not a curated record. Bases 77 to 310 code for a protein of 77 amino acids. The transcript has 3 exons.